UGGUGGUUGGCGACCCUGCACGUAGUAGGGGGGUUGGAACCAGAUGAUCGUUGCGGUCCUCCCUGCACUAGGAGGCCAUUUCCAGAGUCAUGCAGCCACUGCAGAGCCAUUGGAAGUGGUUUGUGCUAUGUCCACAUGCGGGCAGAUUUAUUCUGUUACACACUCAUUCAUGAAUUAAAGUUAUGAAGUUCUACCUGGGGGAAUUCUGCUGGGUAAUUUCUUCUUUUCUGCCAAUAGACUUCCGCCUGGCACUGAUUCAGCUUCAUGUAUCUGCUGUUAAGUCAGAUAACCUUCAGCGAGCCUGUGGGCUGAUAAGGGAAGCAUCAGCCAAAGGAGCAAAAGUUGUGGCUCUGCCUGAAUGCUUUAAUUCUCCGUAUGGAACCCAAAACUUCAAGGAAUAUGCAGAGAAGAUCCCUGGAGAAUCGACACAGAAGCUCUCAGAAGUUGCAAAGGAGUGCAGCAUCUAUCUUGUUGGAGGAUCCAUUCCAGAAGAGGAUGGUGGAAAGCUGUAUAAUACUUGUGCUGUCUUUGGUCCUGAUGGUGCUAUACUGGCAAAGCACAGGAAGAUUCAUUUGUUUGACAUUAAUGUUCCUGGGAAGAUACAGUUCAAGGAGUCUGAAACACUGAGUCCAGGGGAUAGUUUCUCCAUGUUUGAUACUCCAUACUGUAAAGUGGGCCUGGGCAUCUGCUAUGACAUCAGAUUUGCUGAGCUGGCUCAAAUCUAUGGACAGAAAGGUUGCCAGCUGCUGAUAUAUCCAGGGGCUUUUAAUAUGACAACGGGACCAGCUCAUUGGGAACUGCUACAAAGGGGACGAGCUGUGGAUAAUCAAGUCUACGUAGCUACUGUAUCUCCUGCUAGAGAUGAAAAAGCAUCCUACAUUGCCUGGGGACACAGCACCGUAGUAAAUCCAUGGGGUGAAGUCAUAGCCAAAGCUGGGGCUGAGGAGACAGUUAUCUACUCAGAUAUCGAUUUGAACAAACUUGCAGAAAUCCGUCAACAAAUUCCCAUUUUAAGCCAGAAGCGUCAUGAUCUCUACAGCAUAGAGAUGAAAAAGUGAAGCUGGGUGAACAGGAAAGGCUCUAGUAGCACAGUAGCUGCUGCUUCCAUCUUCAGGAUUCCCUUACUGGUUGCUCCACAGGCUACUGUGAUAAUUGACUGGGGGCAAAAUGACUUACUGGUAUAAUUCUAAAAUUGACUGAAGUACAACUUUAAUUUACAGUAUUAAACAGCUAGGAUGAAGCUGGAGGUGAAAUCAACUAAGUAGCAGUUAAUCUUUUUAGUCAUUACUGCAUUUAGAUACUUUUGUUUGUUUUGCUCUUAAGUUUCUGAGGGUUUUUUUUUUAGGAUGUAGAGAGGUGGGAAUUAUGUUCUCUAUGGAAAUCCUCUGAAGUCAGCUUUAGUAUUAUGAACUUUUCUCUGAAUUAUCAGGGGCUCUACAGGUAUGACUUCCACAUCAGUACCUAAAUAACUCUGAGUUUCUUAAAUGCCCAACUUCAAACCAGGCAAGCUUAAAGUUUAACACACUAAGCAAAAUAGGCCAAAUUCCACUUGGAACUACUUAAAGAUAAUGUGAUUAGCAGUCAAACAGAAUUGUUACUAUGCAAGAAUCUGUUAACAGAUCCUGGCUGGAAUAUCUGUAUUAAAUUCUUAACACAAUUCCUGCUUAUUGCUGAAGUGAUGUUAAUGUUCUGUCAAAGAAGCUCACUUGUCACCACACCCUUGCUCUAUUACUACUUCCUGAGUGUAAUGUCUGAAUUGGUUUUAGUUUCGCUUUCUUGUUGUGUUCUAUUGAAAAGGCUGAGGGGAGUCAAUCAAAACGGUUGGAAAAUUGGUUGCCUUUCCAUCCACAGUGUCACAGAAUGCAGAUACCUGUAUCACUAAACAUCUACAAGCAUUACUGCUACCAAAGGCCAGCUCCCUCCAGCUGCGUGGAUAUGUUCCUCACUGCAUUGCUCUUGCUUAAGAGACCAGCAAACUGGUUAAAGAUGGCUUUAAAGAACUUAAAGGCAGUCUUGCAUUUUGCAAGAGAUUUUUUUUCUCAGGAGGGCACCUUAGUGGUUCCAUUUCUAAUGAAAAAGCAAAGUAUUUGCUGAUGGCAAAUGUUUUCCUUAAAUGGGAAGCAAAAAGAAGCAUAUAUGACUAUUCAUGCUUUACCUCUGUGCUUUUAGUUUACCACCAACACAAAGGAUGAUCGACAGGCAAAAGGAGAUUUCAGAUUACAGAAGAGGACAGCUGAAAGCUUUUGUCUUGUUCUAUCUAGCUACUUGUGCCCCAAACCAUCUUACCUGUUCCUUCUUCAGCCAUCCUUCUCCCACAGCUAUCCUCUUUUUCUGAUGUUCCUUUGACUUCUCUGGGGUUAGUCAGCUGCGUUGUUCAGAGGCCCCAGCCACCUAUAGGGGAAUUAAUGGUUACAUUAAGUUAAACCCUAAGAAGUCUUUCCCCUAAAAGGCAGGUCCAUCGUUCCAUUCAGUGGCAUUAUCUAUUCCAGCAGCCUUCUGUGCCUGUGCUUUCUCAGCAUUUUGGUCUACACACCGUAAUGGAACUCUUAAGAAACACGCCAUGGAGCGUAAGGUGAAAUGAAAAUUUAUUUGUUGAAAAAUAAAUAUAGAAAAAUUAACAUGGAGUCAGAUUUACUGCAUUAAAUUGGUGCCUGUCACAUACGUAACAAUCAACACUACUGAAAGGCCAUCACAGGGGUCUGACUUCUAAACCACACCAGCUAUUAUAUAUCCUUCUGAACUACCACAUCUUUCCUACCACCCCCUACACUAUGCUAAUAUACAGCAAAAUGGAACACUCAUCUUUGGAGGAUAAAAGAAAUGCAGGUCUCUCAACAGCUAACCACUUCAAUGCGGUGAUGUAAGAUCCAGUCUGAAACAGGCAAUAAAACAAAAUCUGUGGCAUGGAUGAUCCUCUCCUGGAAUUUCAAAUGGACAGAACAAGUGAAAAUGUGUAGUGGCCCACUUUGGUGAACAAAGCUGAAGAGGUGAUGUGAGCUCAGCCUUAUUUGUCAGGUCGAGUUGUAAGUACCUUGUCCUAGGAGGCUGCAUUGGGAAUCUCCAGGAAAAUUUACUCAGUCACUCAGAAAUGAUACCAAUGGAUUGUGAACUUGAGAGGGUUUUGCAAACAAAAUGUACACAACUGGUUCUCAGCUAGGUAGCUAAAGCAGCCAGUACUCAAUUCUAUGUUAGCAGGAGACAGGCACUUUAAAGUAUCCACUUUUUGCAUGUGCACUAAUAUUCUGUUAAACAUAUAAAACUAGCCAGUAACAGCUCUGAAAUGGCUGUGAAAGUAGAUCCUACUAAAUCAAGGCACAGCUUUUAAUCUCCAUUUUGGCAAACUAACCUCUGCAUCUUAACACAAACAGCAGGAAUUAUAUGUGAUCAGAAUUAAGAUGCAUAACAACUAUGCAAAGAACCAACUUCCCAUAGGUUCUACCAUACAGUGUCUAUCCAGACCUUCAUUACUAACUUCCUACAUGACUUCACUGUUUUUUCCUUUAAAUAGCAGCAAUAAUUGUUUCAACAGUAGCCCUCAACCCCUAUUUAAAAAAAAAAAAAAAAAAAAAUUUCAAGGCAA
Molecule: messenger RNA, 3580 nt
Organism: Lagopus muta (rock ptarmigan)
Lineage: Eukaryota; Metazoa; Chordata; Aves; Galliformes; Phasianidae
Gene: NIT2
Product: nitrilase family member 2
Exons: 9
Coding region: 183-1058 (291 amino acids)
Biological process (GO): oxaloacetate metabolic process; L-glutamine metabolic process
Cellular component (GO): mitochondrion
Molecular function (GO): omega-amidase activity
Source: RefSeq, a predicted model, not a curated record